This is a messenger RNA of Rosa rugosa (rugosa rose), 519 nucleotides long. RefSeq lists its product as uncharacterized. The record is from RefSeq and is a predicted model, not a curated record. The transcript has 4 exons. Lineage: Eukaryota; Viridiplantae; Streptophyta; Magnoliopsida; Rosales; Rosaceae. The coding region runs from base 148 to 519 and encodes 123 amino acids.
GGGAAACAAAAGGCAAUAGCAGAGGAGACUUCUGAGGGAGAGUCUUCGCAUGAUGAAGAUCCCGCUGAGGCCACUGCUGUCUUUGCUUGCAAACGCGAUCGAGCUCAAUUCGUCGAAGAGAGUUUUGAAGAUGACGAACCUCUGGGAAUGCGAUUGGUCCGUCAAAGGACCACUAAUCCCUCUCGCCUGAGCGAGGCUGGACCCUCAGCCACUGCAGAAAAGCCAACUCUCUCGCUAGUUCAAGCAUCAACUAACCCCGUGGCGCCUCUUCCGUCUCCCACAUCUACAGAGCAUCUGCAAGGUCCUACCAUUCUAAUAACGAUCUCCGAUGACGACUCCUCGGAGCAUGAAAGUGUGGAAAGCCACUCUGAGGAUUCUGCCGCUUAUGAGGAACUGAUGACGACAGAGAUUCUCGCGGCACUAAAGGUCCAAGAGGUGAAUGAAGUGAGGCCUCUUCCUCUUGGUGACCACGUACCAGAUAUUGACCCGACAACUCGAGAGGUAAGCCACUGUAGCUAA